CGAGAACGCAGGUUAGUCAGCAGCCACUCAAAUAAAUAGAGCUUGGAAUCUUGAACUGCGGCUCAAGUUCCCCCAAGUUGUCAAGUUAAAAAAAUAAACUGGAUAAUAGCCGAUUCACGAAAAGCCCAUUAAUCGCUAACUACUAGAACAACAAGAACAAAUAGACAGAGAGGAGACAGCGCCGCGUGUGCUGUCGAAAUCUCCAAUACGUCGGUUGAUCGCCAAGAAGCGUUUGUCCCUCGACACCGUCGAGCCCGGUCGCUAGUGUCCGGACAGGACCUGGUCCGGUUUCGCGCUGAGGUGUUGGGCAUUCCACCCAGAGGUGCAACUGGAGCAGCGGACAAAGCGCCCGACGCCGCCGACGAGGACGACGAGCUAACGGAGCUUAAUCUCGCGUUUUCUUCUGCAAGCAUGUCAAUGGCCAGCAACAUCACCAGCAGCUCCAGCAGCCCCAGCACCACAGUCCAGCCCCCUUCUCACAAAACCAAUUCUGCUGCCGGUACAGGCCCCUUCGCCCACUUCUACGAUCCCAACAAUAUCAAUAAUAACGGCAACAGCUUCAAUUCGCCUGGCCCCAUUAUGGCGGGCAUGUCUCGUCAGAGCCCAAGUCCGGGCACCCCCUCCACUCAGAAUGGGGCCAUGGGCCCGAUGCAUGUUGGAAUGCCAGUCAAUGCCGGACACCAGAUGGAUCUCAAUCAUCUUUACGAGAUGGUUCUGGAGCUCAGCGAUGUAUUGAAGAAUAACCGCGACAUGACGAAGGGCAUUAUUGACAGCGCGGAAGAAAUUAUGAAACGUGCUGCGACCGAGGGUGCAAGUCCAACUCUGCAACAGGUCAACGGAGAGGUAACAGCCGCCAGAAUCGCAGAACUCGAACGUUCGCUCGCACGAGAAAAAUCCCUCGUUGAAGCCCUCAAGCGGGAACAGGUCGAAAACACCAAGCUGAUUGGGGAAUAUGAAACCGCCGUCGGCAUCAUGGUGGAGCAGAUCCGUCACUACUGCCAAAACAAUAACAUGCACUACCUCGCCCAGAAACGUCACUACAACAACCUCCUCCAGGCCGAGCGCGACGCCCACCUUGAGAGCCGCCUGGACAGAGACAAUUGGCACGCCAAAGCAAUGCGAUGCUCCGAGAUGAUCCGUACCGCAUACCGGCUUCGCUGCGAGGAGGAAGAGGUCCCCAUUCGGAUUAUAUCCGGUUUACAGAAUGAGGUUCGUGCGUACCGCAAUGCUUUGGGCAUGGAGCCUGAGAAGCCGGAGGAAGAGUAUGGGUGGGAAAUUCUCAAGGAUCUCCCUCCCGGUGCGGAUUAAUUCGUAUUUUUCCCACAGCUCGGUUUGGGAUUUCUCAGAUUUCGUUACGAGUGCGAUGACAAGAUGAUAUACAUUGUGGUAUGGAGCAUGCAUGGCGUUCAGGAACUGGGAAUGGAGUUUGCUGGUUCAGUUUCGUUUUCUUCAGAUUUGUUUUCUUUUCUACCUUUUCGUUUCUAUCUCUGCAAUGUGUAUUCUUUGGCAUAUACCCCGUGGAAGAUGGUUGGGCAAGCCUCUAAGGAGGGCCCAUUUCUCACAAGUACAGUGCAUUUACUUCUCUUUUUCAUCCUAAGAUGGAACAGGGGGCGGGUCAUGUCCUAAUAUUUCCUUUGCCCUUUCGAUUUAGUUCUCUUUCCUUGGCCGCUGAUGUCCAUAUUCUGUUCCGUUCAUACAUUCAUGGUCCAGUGUGUCGACCCCCAUAUCCUCUCUCGUCGGCAGCAGGCGACUGGUACCUUCCCGGAAGCUGUUUCAUGGAUAUAAAUCUUUUACGUUCCAAUAUACUACUUGAGAUUUAAUGUGUCUCCUUUUCCGUCUGUUUCCAAGGAAGAUGAAAAAGUCUCUUCACACCUCAGAUUGAUACAGCAUAACUUCGCGGUGCAAGUCAUACUGUAAUUGUCGUAGCGCUCUUUCAAUCCCUCACUUCGCGCUGUUCCGCGUAGGUGAAGCGCUCAACGAAUAUUCCGCCCAGGUCACCAGUCUCGCAUCGAGCCGAAUUUCCGAAUUGAUUGUCAGUAGAGGUUUCAAGUCAGACGGGAAAAAAUGAGAAGGCCUCAGCUUCUGAACCUAAAUCCAAUCAUGAUAGCGGAGAAUUCUUAAAAAGACCAGCGUCUACGCCCUAAGGGGUGUCUCAUAACCCCCACGGCGGAGAGAGGAGGUCAACUUUUGUUUUUUUAAAAAAGUUCUCAUCCGUAGAAGACUUA
This is a messenger RNA of Blastomyces gilchristii SLH14081, 2225 nucleotides long. RefSeq lists its product as uncharacterized. The transcript has 3 exons. The record is from RefSeq and is a predicted model, not a curated record. NCBI's taxonomy places the organism in Eukaryota, Fungi, Ascomycota, Eurotiomycetes, Onygenales, Ajellomycetaceae. The coding region runs from base 412 to 1308 and encodes 298 amino acids.